This is a messenger RNA of Varanus komodoensis (Komodo dragon), 2448 nucleotides long. Its product is annotated as SH3 and multiple ankyrin repeat domains protein 3-like. Gene Ontology annotation, cellular component: dendritic spine; postsynaptic density; postsynaptic membrane. The record is from RefSeq and is a predicted model, not a curated record. The coding region runs from base 1 to 2448 and encodes 815 amino acids. The transcript is spliced from 14 exons. Gene Ontology annotation, molecular function: ionotropic glutamate receptor binding; synaptic receptor adaptor activity. NCBI's taxonomy places the organism in Eukaryota, Metazoa, Chordata, Lepidosauria, Squamata, Varanidae.
AUGGGUCGUGUGUCCAGCUUGCAUCCAGGCAUCGGCAGCAACACCGCAAGGCCCCUGGGGAUGGGCCUCUGCAAGGGCAGCGUGUUGCUUGAGCCAGGGCCAGAGCGGCGGCGGCGGCAGCAGCAACAGCAGCAGCAGCGCGAGCCGGAGCCGGGGCUGGAGCCGGAGCCGGACUCGGACUCGGACUCGGACCCGGACUCGGAAUCGGAGCCGGAAUCGGAGCCGCAGCCGCAGCCGCGGGAGGAGGACGCGCAGCCGCCGCCUCAGCACCAGCCCUGCGUGGUCAACGGCGACCCCGGGGAGAGCGCGGACGGCAGCCUCCAGGAGGAGACCCUGUAUGAUACCAUCAAGCCCCCCGCCGCCGCCGCCGGCCCCUGCAGCGACCAGCGGGCAUCCCCGCCCGGGCGGAUGGACGAGCCGGCUCCCAACGCCCUUGUCGUCCGCAUCGGCAUCCCAGACCUCCAGCAAACGAAGUGUCUGCGGCUGAACCCCGAUGUGCCCGUCUGGGCCUCCAAGCAGCGCAUCCUCUGCACCUUGAACCACAGCCUGAAGGACGUGCUGAACUACGGCCUCUUCCAGCCGGCCUUCAACGGCAGGGCUGGGAAGUUCCUGGACGAAGAGCGGCUGCUGCGGGAGUACCCCCUGAACCCGGAGACGCCGGUGCCGUACCUGGAGUUCCGCUACAAGAGGCGCGUUUACACCCAGAGCCUGCUGGACGACAAGCAGUUUGCCAAGCUGCACACCAAGGCAAAUUUGAAGAAGUUCAUGGAGUAUGUGCAGAAUCUGAAUGUGGAGAAGAUCAGCAGGUUGCUGGAGAAGGGACUGGACCCCAACUUCCAUGACCCGGACACUGGAGAAUGCCCCCUGACGCUGGCCGUCCAGCUGGAGUGCUGCGUGGAGGUGAUCAAGGCCCUGAAGAAUGGCGGGGCCCACCUGGACUUCCGCACCCGCGAAGGCAUGACGGCGCUGCACAAGGCGGUGCGCUGCCGCAACCACACGGCCAUGAUGACGCUGCUAGACCUGGGUGCCUCUACAGAUUACAAGGACAGCCGCGGGCUGACGCCCCUGUACCACAGCGCCAUGGUCGGGGGGGACCCCUACUGCUGCGAGCUGCUGCUGCACGACUACGCCAGGGUGGGCUGCCUGGACGAGAACGGCUGGCAGGAGAUCCACCAGGCCUGCCGCUAUGGUCACGUGCAGCACCUGGAGCACCUGCUGUUCUACGGGGCGGACAUGACGGCGCAGAACGCCUCGGGGAACUCGGCCCUGCACGUGUGCGCGCUCUACAACCAGGAAAGCUGUGCUCGGGUCCUCCUCUUCCGCGGGGCGAGCAAGGAGAUCCGGAACUACAACAGCCAGACGGCGUUCCAGGUGGCCAUCAUCGCGGGGAACUUUGAGCUGGCAGAAAUCAUCAAAACCCACAAAGAGUCCGACGUCGUGCCUUUCAGAGAAACCCCGAGCUACACGAAGAGGAGGCGGAUCAUCGGUGUGGGCGGCCUCUCCUCCCCCCGCCUGCUGCAGAGGUCCGCCAGCGACAACAAUUUGAAGUCCGAGAGCCGCCCGUCCUACUCCCCGGUGCCCUCGCUCCGCGGCCUGCCCCCACAGCUGCUGGCUCAGAUGCAGGGAGUGGCCGCGGGGGCGGGCCUGGGGGACAGUGGCCCCGUGAGCACGGGCAGCUCCCGGAGCACCCACAGCCGCUCCCCAUCGCUGCAGCGCGUGCAGGAAGAGAAGGAGGCCGAUGCCCACACGUUCCGCAGGAGCAGCCGCGGGAAGGCCAGGAAGGGGCUGCCGGUGCUGCUGCAGUGGGGUGGGGGCCUCCAGCGAGGCCCCCGUGUCACCACCAAUUCGAAGCACGCUUGCGCCGUCCGCACUGCCAGCCCCGUCCUGGGAAUGGCUACCAGGCGCGGCAGCUCCGGCAGAGUGUCCGUGGCUGGUGCAGGAGGCUGGGAAGCUCCGGCUCACGUCCUGCAGGAGAGCUUCAUAAACCGCGCGAUCAAAUGUGGCCUGGCGACUCUCGGUGUUCGCCUCUUUGCGAUUUCCAGCCACCGCUUGCAGCCGCACACCAAUGCACGAGCGUGGUGUGCUCACACGGCUGAGCAGGCCUUUCCUCACCGCAUUGUCGUGACGGGUCCGGCGUCCAUAGGUCCUUCUUGGGGCCUUCCUUGGGGGCCGCUUUAUGGCACAGACUUGGCAGCUAUGUUCCAAAUGCACGACGAAUGGGUGGCUGGAGUCGGCUGGAGCCGGGCGGCCUGCGCUUCGGAAGGACCCGACUGUGCUAUGCGCGUCUUGCGGACCGCCGUGCCUCCUGCUGCACUGGCGAGCCGGGUCGCGGAUGUGGGAAUCGGGCCCGUGGCUGCCACAGGAGCUGGGCGUGGAGCAGCCCCGCCAGAGCCCGCGGGUGCCCUGCGGGCGAGCCGUGGGGAGCAGGGGCCGGGCCGGGUGACUUAA